Messenger RNA from Drosophila mauritiana, 1156 nucleotides. RefSeq names its product rab-like protein 3. Lineage: Eukaryota; Metazoa; Arthropoda; Insecta; Diptera; Drosophilidae. Gene Ontology annotation, cellular component: endomembrane system. Gene Ontology annotation, molecular function: GTPase activity. Bases 391 to 1119 code for a protein of 242 amino acids. The record is from RefSeq and is a predicted model, not a curated record. The transcript has 2 exons. Gene Ontology annotation, biological process: intracellular protein transport.
AAUUGAGCUACAAAGUAGGCUUACUUUGGAAACUGCGGUGGCAAGCGGCGGAUUUCGAAUAUUUUCGAAAUGGCGAAUCGAAGCAUUCGAUAGACUGGCGCAGCAUUAUCGACAACAGCGAUUACUGUUGGCGCAACCACGUUAGUAGAACUUUGUUUGCACAGAAUUCGGGUUCAAAUGCAAAACAAAUCUUGGCCUACUUUGAUUGGCUGCCAUUUGGCACUGGACACUUAAUGUGGCAUCACCUUGCAUUCCUUUCGUAUUUAAUUAGAAAUGAAACGGAGCAGGCGAGGAUCCAAUUAGUAUCGGCUAAGCAUGGAUACUGCGUAGUGUGAAACUUCGAUUCCACGAACACAAACACGAUUCAAAGACACUCCGAUAAAAACAGAUAUGAAACAGCAAGAGCUCAAGGAUGUGCCCACAGUUCGUAUCCUGAUGCUGGGCGACAGAGGUGUGGGCAAGACUAGUUUGACCAAUUUGAUGGCCACUACGGAGACUACGCCCACUCCAGCCUCACGAACCAUUGGCGAGGACUCGUGGCAUGUCCAGGUGCGGAUGCAUGAGUAUCCCAAGCCGGUGAUCCUGCCGCCCACGCCCACCUGGACCACACCCUCUUCGUCGGAGGACUCCGAGAAUUACCCGUAUAUGCAGAGUACGCCCAACACCACGGAUAUCCUGUACUUUGUGGAGUUCUACGACCUGAAUAGCGAUUGGCGCAUGUGCCGCCAUCAGCGCGAUAGCUUCUAUAAGAAUAUUGACGGCAUCGUCCUCGUGUACAGCAUGCUGGACCUUAGCUCGCAGGACAGCCUGCACGAUUGGCUGUACGAUCCGUUGCGACUGAUCUGCAAGUAUCGCCAUCUGCGCAUCCGUUCCAUAUUGAAACGCCACCAUGUGCCCAUUCUGGUGGUGGGCACCAAGCUGGACAUGCUGAUGCGACGACCACUGCGUCGAAGCGGCAGCAUUGCCCACCAGCUGAACGUCGAGGAGAUGCUCGUCAACUGCCUGGAUCCCGAGACCUUUGCGGACAAGAGCCGUAAUCAGGGCAAACUGCGCGACUUCCUAAACCGAGCCGUCGAGUUUAAGGAGCGAUUUCCACUGUUGAGUUUCCGCCACUUGUGAACUUUUAUUUUUUAGUUUCCCAUCAAUUUUUUAAUAA